UUCUUGGGAGAACUGUUUGAUUUGGAAAUCCAUGUUGGCUAUCCAGAAUAUGAAAUUUGGCAUCUUUCUUUUGUGGUGGGGAUGGGUUUUGGCCACUGAGAGCACAGUACAUUGGCCAAGAAGAGAGAUACAGGAGACAUCUAAGAAAGGCAGCCAUAUUCUGAAACGAAGCCCUGACAUCACCAAGUCACCUCUCACCAAGUCAGAACAGUUGUUGAGAAUAGAUGACCACGAUUUCAGCAUGAGGCCUGGCUUUGGAGGCCCAGCCAUUCCUGUUGGUGUGGAUGUACAAGUGGAGAGCUUGGAUAGCAUCUCAGAAGUUGAUAUGGACUUUACAAUGACACUCUAUUUGAGGCAUUACUGGAAGGAUGAGAGGCUGUCUUUUCCAAGUACCAACAACCUCAGCAUGACAUUUGAUGGUCGGCUUGUGAAGAAGAUCUGGGUGCCCGACAUGUUUUUUGUGCACUCUAAGCGCUCCUUCAUACAUGACACCACUACAGACAACGUCAUGCUGCGGGUGCAGCCUGAUGGGAAAGUGCUAUACAGCCUCAGGGUUACAGUGACAGCAAUGUGCAACAUGGACUUUAGUCGAUUUCCCCUCGACACACAAACAUGCUCACUGGAAAUUGAAAGUUAUGCUUAUACAGAAGAUGACCUCAUGCUGUACUGGAAAAAAGGCAAUGACUCCUUAAAGACAGAUGAGCGGAUCUCGCUCUCCCAGUUCCUCAUUCAAGAAUUUCACACCACCACAAAACUAGCCUUCUAUAGCAGCACAGGCUGGUACAACCGUCUAUACAUUAAUUUCACUUUGCGUCGUCAUAUCUUCUUCUUCUUGCUCCAAACCUAUUUCCCUGCCACCCUGAUGGUCAUGCUAUCCUGGGUGUCCUUCUGGAUUGACCGGAGGGCUGUGCCAGCCAGAGUCCCAUUAGGCAUCACAACAGUGCUCACCAUGUCCACCAUCAUCACAGGUGUAAAUGCCUCCAUGCCCCGCGUGUCUUACAUCAAGGCUGUGGACAUCUACCUGUGGGUCAGCUUUGUGUUUGUGUUCCUUUCUGUGCUGGAGUACGCGGCUGUCAACUACCUGACCACUGUGCAGGAACGGAAGGAAAGGAAACUGAGAGAGAAGCUUCCCUGUACCUGCGGAUUGCCCCAACCCCGCACUAUGACGCUGGAAGGCAGCUACAGUGAUGGUGAGGUGAAUGACCUGGGCAACUACAUGGCUGAGAAUGGAGAGAAGACUGACAGGAUGAUGGUGCAACUGACCGUGGCUUCAGAGAGGUGCUCCCCUCAGAGAAAAAGCCAGAGAAGCAGCUAUGUGAGCAUGAGGAUCAAUACCCACUCCAUUGACAAAUACUCCAGGAUCAUUUUUCCAGCAGCAUACAUUUUAUUCAACUUAAUAUACUGGUCUAUUUUCUCAUAAAUGCCUGUAAUUCUGGACAUCUCACCUUUUUAUGGCAUGCAUGAC
Jaculus jaculus (lesser Egyptian jerboa) is the source of this 1465-nucleotide messenger RNA. It is a transcript of the gene Gabrr1, whose product is annotated as gamma-aminobutyric acid type A receptor subunit rho1. The coding region runs from base 32 to 1420 and encodes 462 amino acids. Gene Ontology annotation, biological process: nervous system process; monoatomic ion transmembrane transport; chemical synaptic transmission. Lineage: Eukaryota; Metazoa; Chordata; Mammalia; Rodentia; Dipodidae. The transcript is spliced from 9 exons. Gene Ontology annotation, molecular function: GABA-A receptor activity; extracellular ligand-gated monoatomic ion channel activity; neurotransmitter receptor activity. The record is from RefSeq and is a predicted model, not a curated record. Gene Ontology annotation, cellular component: synapse; membrane; GABA-A receptor complex.